AUGGAUACCAAAGGAAGACUUAUUGCGGGUUCACACAACAGGAACGAGUUUGUUCUCAUCAAUGCGGAUGAGAUUGGACGAGUAACAUCUGUGAAGGAAUUAAGUGGGCAGAUUUGCCAAAUUUGUGGAGAUGAGAUUGAAAUUACAGUGGAUGGAGAGCCAUUUGUUGCCUGCAACGAAUGUGCAUUCCCUGUUUGCAGACCUUGCUACGAGUACGAAAGAAGAGAGGGAAAUCAAGCUUGCGCUCAAUGCAAAACCAGAUACAAACGCAUCAAAGGGAGUCCUAGAGUGGAAGGAGAUGAAGAGGAAGAAGAAUUUGAUGACUUGGAUAACGAAUUCGAUUUCGGGGCCAAUGAUCUGAGAGACCCGCAACAAAUUGCAGAGGCAGUGCUCGCUGCUCGCCUUAAUACUGGCCGUGGUCGCCAAUCCCAUGUUUCUGGGUUCUCGACUCCGUCGGAGAUGGAGUCCUCUACCCUUAAUCCAGAAAUCCCUCUCCUGACUUACGGCCAAGAGGAUGAUGUGAUUUCCUCUGAUAAACAUGCUCUUAUCAUUCCCCCAUUGAUGGGUCGAGGAAAGCGAGUCCACCCUGUGUCAUUUCCUGAUUCCUCUUACCCACCCAGAUCAAUGGAUCCUAAGAAAGAUUUAGCAGUGUAUGGGUAUGGUACAGUUGCAUGGAAGGACAGAAUGGAGGACUGGAAGAGAAGGCAAAAUGAUAAACUUCAAGUGGUUAAGCAUGAAGGAGGUGGUGGUGGUGGUGGGAGCAAUGAUGGAGAUGAGCUGGAUGAUCCUGAUUUACCCAAGAUGGAUGAAGGAAGGCAGCCACUUUCGAGGAAGUUACCAAUAUCAUCAAGCAAGAUAAACCCAUACAGAAUGAUCAUUUUACUCCGACUUGCAAUUCUUGGAUUAUUUUUUGACUAUAGGAUUCGCCACCCAGUCCAUGAUGCGUAUGGACUAUGGCUUACCUCGAUUAUUUGUGAAAUAUGGUUCGCUGUAUCAUGGAUAUUUGAUCAGUUCCCAAAAUGGUUCCCAAUUGAGCGAGAAACAUACCUCGAUAGACUAUCACUGAGGUAUGAGAAAGAAGGGAAGCCAUCUGAGUUAGCUCCUAUAGACAUAUUUGUGAGUACGGUUGAUCCGUUGAAGGAACCUCCGCUUAUCACUGCAAACACAGUUCUGUCUAUCCUUGCUGUGGAUUAUCCGAUCGACAAGGUUGCUUGCUAUGUCUCAGACGAUGGUGCUGCAAUGCUUACAUUUGAAGCCCUCUCUGAGACAUCUGAAUUCGCGAGGAAGUGGGUACCAUUCUGUAAGAAGUUCAAUAUUGAGCCUCGUGCCCCAGAGUGGUAUUUUGCUCAGAAAGUUGAUUAUCUAAAAGACAAAGUGCAUCCUACAUUUGUCAGGGAACGUCGUGCAAUGAAGAGGGACUAUGAAGAGUUUAAAGUUCGGAUAAAUGGGUUGGUUGCUAUGGCUCAGAAAGUUCCCGAGGAGGGUUGGACAAUGCAGGAUGGGACACCAUGGCCAGGGAAUAAUGUCAGGGAUCAUCCCGGAAUGAUUCAGGUGUUCCUGGGUCAAAAUGGUGUCCGUGACAUUGAAGGAAACGAGUUACCACGUCUCAUUUAUGUUUCUCGUGAGAAAAGGCCAGGAUUUGAACACCACAAAAAAGCUGGCGCAAUGAAUGCUCUGGUGCGAGUCUCGGCAGUCAUCUCAAAUGCUCCUUACCUACUGAAUGUGGAUUGUGAUCAUUAUAUAAACAACAGUAAAGCUCUCCGUGAAUCUAUGUGUUUCAUGAUGGACCCCACCUCUGGGAAGAAAAUAUGCUAUGUGCAGUUUCCUCAAAGGUUUGAUGGGAUUGAUCGUCACGAUAGAUACUCGAAUCGCAAUGUUGUGUUCUUUGAUAUCAAUAUGAAAGGACUGGAUGGGAUCCAAGGGCCAAUUUAUGUUGGAACUGGUUGUGUCUUCAGGAGGCACGCACUCUAUGGCUAUGAUGCUCCCACCAAAAAGAAACCUCCAGGGAAGACGUGCAAUUGUUUGCCUAAAUGGUGUUGCUGCUGUUGUGGAUCUAGAAAGAAAAAUAAGAAAGGGAAAUCGAAGGAUAACAAGAAGAAGACAAAGAGCAGGGAGGCUUCAACACAAAUACAUGCACUUGAAAAUAUCGAGGAAGGAAUCGAAGGAAUAGAUAAUGAAAAAUCAGCUCUCAUGCCCCAAAUAAAAUUUGAGAAGAAGUUUGGACAGUCGCCAGUUUUCAUCGCUUCAACGCUGCUAGAGGAAGGUGGAGUUCCACCUGGUGCAACUUCUGCAUCACUUUUGAAAGAAGCAAUUCAUGUCAUUAGCUGUGGUUACGAGGACAAAACCGAGUGGGGAAAAGAGGUUGGAUGGAUUUAUGGCUCGGUUACUGAGGACAUUUUAACUGGCUUCAAGAUGCAUUGCCAUGGCUGGAGAUCAGUGUACUGUAUGCCCAAAAGACCUGCAUUUAAGGGAUCAGCUCCCAUUAACCUUUCAGAUCGUCUGCACCAGGUCCUUCGAUGGGCCCUGGGAUCUGUUGAGAUUCUCUUGAGUAGGCACUGUCCGAUCUGGUAUGGCUAUGGGUGUGGUUUGAAACCGUUGGAGCGCUUUUCAUAUAUCAACUCAGUUGUUUAUCCGUUGACAUCCAUUCCCUUGAUCGCUUAUUGUACGUUACCUGCUGUCUGUCUCCUUACUGGGAAGUUCAUUGUCCCUGAGAUUAGCAAUUAUGCCAGUAUCGUAUUCAUGGCGCUCUUCAUAUCAAUUGCUGCAACCGGUAUCUUAGAGAUGCAGUGGGGAGGCGUUACCAUAGACGACUGGUGGAGAAACGAGCAGUUCUGGGUGAUUGGCGGCGCAUCAUCGCACCUUUUCGCUCUCUUCCAAGGUCUUCUGAAAGUUUUGGCUGGUGUCAAUACAAACUUCACCGUCACAUCAAAAGGAGGAGACGAUGGGGAGUAUUCUGAGCUUUACCUCUUCAAGUGGACAUCUUUGUUGAUACCUCCCAUGACUUUGUUGAUUAUAAACAUAAUUGGAGUCAUUGUCGGUGUUUCGGAUGCGAUCAACAAUGGGUAUGAAACGUGGGGCCCACUGUUCGGCAAACUGUUCUUUGCUCUAUGGGUGAUUGUCCAUCUUUACCCUUUCUUGAAAGGUUUGAUGGGGAAACAGAACGGGCUUCCCACCAUUAUUGUGGUGUGGUCUAUUCUCUUGGCUUCUAUCUUAACGCUUUUAUGGGUCCGGAUCAACCCGUUUCUGGCAAAAGGAGGUAUUGUAUUGGAAGUUUGUGGGUUGGAUUGUAACUAAAGAUGCACAAAAUAGAAGUUUUAGAUGGUUUGAAUUAUAUGUAGAAAGGUUGUUUUGGGAAUUGCAGAAGAGGGUGAAGAUGAGGACAUCAAGACACGGUUUGAUUAUUGAUGAGGAUAGUAUAGAGAUGAGUGAGUUGGGAAGGAAAUUGGUGAGAUGGGGUUGUGUAGAUAAGAAACAAAGAAAGGGUCAUUUGUAAUUUGCGGAACACAAUUAAUGUUUGUUCUGUGAAAGUGUUUUUUCAUUCAUUCUUUUGUUACAUUUGGGUUUUGUGGUGGGUUGGAAGGUAUGGAAUUCAGAGGGUCUCUCUGCAAUCCCAAGGGAACGUAAAGUUAGCUUUCUUUGUAAUUUAUUAUAUAUUCCCUUCUCAAUAAGGUUAUGUUUUCAGGUUUCUGUUAACUCAUUUUCAUAUACUCACUCUGCAUUAAUAUGUUAUUUCCCCCUGAAAACUGGGACUGUUUUUGUAGUGCUCAAGUUUAAUUGGUUAAAAUGGAUAUGCAGUUUUUA
Camellia sinensis is the source of this 3801-nucleotide messenger RNA. Its product is annotated as cellulose synthase A catalytic subunit 2 [UDP-forming]. Gene Ontology annotation, biological process: cellulose biosynthetic process. Gene Ontology annotation, molecular function: cellulose synthase (UDP-forming) activity. Gene Ontology annotation, cellular component: membrane. Lineage: Eukaryota; Viridiplantae; Streptophyta; Magnoliopsida; Ericales; Theaceae. The record is from RefSeq and is a predicted model, not a curated record.